Microplitis demolitor is the source of this 8377-nucleotide messenger RNA. RefSeq names its product polyhomeotic-proximal chromatin protein. Gene Ontology annotation, biological process: microtubule-based movement; mitotic cell cycle. The coding region runs from base 4711 to 8046 and encodes 1111 amino acids. Gene Ontology annotation, cellular component: PRC1 complex; microtubule. The transcript is spliced from 11 exons. Gene Ontology annotation, molecular function: plus-end-directed microtubule motor activity; microtubule binding. Lineage: Eukaryota; Metazoa; Arthropoda; Insecta; Hymenoptera; Braconidae. The record is from RefSeq and is a predicted model, not a curated record.
UGAAAGUUUAAAAAUUUUUUUUCAAAAAAAUUAGACAUGAAAUUAUUACGGGCAUUAAAAUGGCCAGUGAAUAAAUGUUAUUGAAAAUGUUCUGUCAAGUUUUGUACCGGCGAAAUAGCUGCAAGCAUUGAACUUCCUAGAUCGUGAGGUGAGUAGGUGAGGUGAGGUAAGCUAGGUGCAAUGCAAACGUGCACAGGAAACGAUGCAAGCGCGGUACUCCACUAACCGGCGCGCGCAACUUCUUAUCGGGCUUUCAUUCGCUAAGCGGUUUUCCAUUCGCGCAUAUAUCUACCACUUAUAACUUGCGCUAUUAUUAUAUACUAUGUUAUUUUAUUUACCACAAACAUAAUCACAUAUAACUACAUAUAUAUAUAGGUAUACUAAAUAUGUCAAAUAAAAUGAUUCAUAAAUUUUAACAUCUUUUUUACUUCAAUAAAUCGAACCCACACAGAGAAAUCAUCCUCAUUUAAAAUGCUGUGAUGUCAUAUAAACAUGCAAAAAUUACUAUGCCCGUAGUGAAAUUUACAUGAGUUACAGUAAUUUGUAAUAUAAUCGUUGCCAAUUUUAGUAUAGCCAUUUUGCAAUAUGUUCAUUUCAAUUUCUGCAGUUGGCUAACGCGAUCCGGUUUUAGUAUAUGAUACCAUGGCAUUUCAAACAAGAAUAAUUAUUCCGUACGUGAAAAUAAAAAAUGAAGUAUGAUAUUUUUUAAAACAUUCCAAUAAUCAUAAAGCAAAUUACAGGCAACAAAAGACAUGUUUUAUCAAAAAAAAGUAUAUAUGUGUAAUCUUUGAAGGUGGUAUCAAUCUUAAUUCAUAUUAUCUCGUACAUUUUUUGUUUACUUCUUUUUCAAACACUCAAGUCUCUUAAAUGUGAGGACAUAAAACUCAAUUGUUUGCCCUAGAUUAAUUAUCAAACUUCAAAUAUAACGUAUUAUCAUUUAAAUGCCAACGAAACAUUCAAAUCUUUCGUAGUAUGAAACUCUUAAUAAAAAAAAUGGUAGCGUUGAGUAUAAAAUAUAUUUUUAACGUCACCCGAAAAAAUAUCGUUGGUAUUUUAAAAAUACACUGAAUCUUUUAUCAAAACGGAAACUCGGAGGUUAUUUUUAAAUUUAUAACAAAAUGGAGCUCAUAAAAUAUUUAUCGUCGACAGUUUAAAUUUGGUUCGAUAUUAAGUUCAAAUAAGUGUUGGAAAUUCAAAUUUCAAUGCCCCCAGUCGAUAAUAAACCUUAUCAAUAGUCUUUAUAUAGCGGCCUCGGAAAAAACUAUUAAGAUAUAAUUCAAUAAUCUUAAAAUAACGUACAAUAAAAAUUGAACUUUGGUAUACAAAAAUAAAUCUAGAAUUAAUGAGUAUGUAUUUUUAAUCAAAUUUACGAUACAUUCAAAGAAUUUCUUAAUAAAAUAACAGUUUAUUGUUGUUAUAUUGAACCCAUAGUAUUUCGGAGCGUCAAAAUGUCUGACACGCACCAAUGAUACGUGGGCGUCGUUACAUAACUUCCUAUUACUGUUACUAUAUUCUACUACGAUCACUCUGCCAUCUCCAUCGACAACGAAACUCAUCAAUCAUCAGCAACCAGCAGAUAAUUAACAAGGCCAUUUCUUUGACCACUUCCUCGUGUUUCUAAAAUGUCAAUUCCAAUUCUCCGAAUUCCUCAACCGAAAAAAUAGCGCUGAGAAAAUUUCAUUUCUAAAUCUUGGUCAUUUAUUUCAACGGACUUAUUUAUAGUACAAGUUUUUUGAUCGUAACAAAAUUAGGCCGAUGAAUGACAGAACACACCUUCAAAUUUCAAUGGUUAGUAAAAACAUGAGCUGAUUUUAAAAGCCAAUCAUUGAGUAAAAAAAUUUAAUUGCCUUAGAAUGAGACAGAGAGUUAAUGACGAAGCUUCGGGAAUGAUAAAAUGAUAGCAUAUCAACAAAAUUUCAUAUGUAUGUGUAUAUAUGUAUGUAUGUAUAUAUAUGUAAAAAUAAGUGAGAGCUGACAAUAAAUAGGGUGGGGACGAAAUAGAGGGGUGGGAAGGAAACCAAUCGUCGACAACGAGCGCGUAAGACCAACUCGUCGUCCGCGUUCAUGACCCCCGGUCUCUUCGCGCGGUUUACUCGCGGAUAUUUCUAUUCUGGUGGGGGAGAGCUCGCGUCGAAGGAGCUAGAGGGUAAUUUAAUAUGGGAAUGUGCCUCUAUAUACUAUCCCCAUGUAGAGGGAGAUCAGCAAAAACAUAUUCUCCACACAAAUCCGACGUCCACUAUUAAUAAAUCUCUCCCUCUUUAUCCCAUUCUCCGCAUCUCUCACUUUUUCUUUAUCGUUCACCCGCUCUCCUCUUCUUCCAUCUCACUUGCUCUGCUUCUAUCUCUGUCACUAUCACGAUCUCUAUCUCUGUCUCUACCUCUCUUUCUCUCCCGCUUUGUUCUUUUUAUUUCAAAUUCAAAGAGUAUUUUAUAGCUCGUAGAUGACUCACGCAUGCGCCAAAUGAUACGAGUUACAUGUAUACGAGUAUAUAAAGCAAGCCAAUUCCUCUGUAGCCGGUCGAAUCAUUAACCGGUUUCCUUGGCAACACUCCCGGACCUAAACCAUUGGUUGGCUGGUUACUUAUCCCUACUCAUUCUACUUAUUCUAUAUUAUUGUUGGAUUACAGUACGUAAUGUACACUUGUACACCAACUCAACACACACUGAAAUCCACGUCCCUACAAUGCUUCAGACAACACACAGAUACACUUUUGUGUCAGAUAAACACGAGAUGUGUGUUAGCUGUGCGAAUAGUUUCACGACCGAUUUCUCGGCAGCCUUACAACGAGAAACCAUCAGGCAAAAUUAAUACUGCGCUCUAAUUACAACUUUUUUUUAAAUCAUCCAGCCUUGCAUCAGGAAAGCCCGUGGAUUUUCAAAAACCCACAGUUCAGUUACUUGACCAUCUAAUCAGCAAACACAACUUUAUUUUUGAAUAAUUGCCUUACAUAUCAUCCAAACAAUACACAAUGGGUUUAGUUCUAAUUCUUGGAAACUAUGCCAUCAUUUUUUAGCCUGUCACCUUUAGUGUUGGGCAUUCAAAUUUUUUAGUCGAUAUAAAUAUAGAUGUAGGUAUAUACGAAGAUGAAGAUGUAGAUAUAGAUAUAGAUAUAGAUAAUAGAGCGCUGAAUUUGAAAAAGACUAGAGUUUAAAAUAUAACUGAUGGCUCAGCUCGCAUCCGAUAGGCUGAAGAUUUUCACCGCGAUACCUACCACCCAAUUCACGGCUAACGAAGGUUUUGUGUGUUAGUGUAAUAUGUAUAUAGGUAUACAUUGAGGACGGGGAGUGUAAACGUGGCCACAGACAGCUGUGCCAGGUGCGUAUGUACUAUUUGUACCAUUGCCCUAUUUAUUUAUCAACUCUUGCGAAUAAAACUAAGACAAUAAAUUACAAAUAAUCGUAAUCCCUCUCAUCCGCUUAAAUAAUUAAUCCUUUAAUCGUCUAGACUAAUUUUAAAAAAUUAGCGGGAAAUUUUUUUAUUUGAAAAUUCAAAUUUCUUGGAUCGUAAUCAGGCAGAUUAUGGAAAUAAUUUUAGUUUUUGGUUUUGUAGCAAAGUAAUUUGAUGAAAAGCAGUGACGUACAUGCGGCUCCGAAAUUCUAACGUUACUAAGUAUUUUUUAAAAAAUUUUUUUAUUUUUGUGAUGAUUAAGAAUUUUUAAAUGAGUAAUUUAUCGUCUGAGUAAAAUAGUUUUUUGAUGAAUAAUAAUCAAUAUAAAAUAAUUAAAUAAAUGCAAGUACUUGAAGUAAAUUAUUGGUACAUCCCUGGGUGGGAAACUAGUGUGUUAGUCUGUACAAGUGUUCUGUGCAAAGUACUCGUGUGUUAGUGACUCUGUAGAAGGGAAUGAAAUGGAAGAGAAGAGAGAACAGAAUUUCGAAAGAUAGAAAGGUAUAGAGAGAGAGAGAUAGAGAGAGUAAACAAAAAAAAGAAAAGCCAAGCCUGGAGCAUCGUACGUGUGUUCGGUAACGAUUGAAUGGUUCUCUUGUGCGCGUGUGUUCGUGCUUUUAUAUGCAUGCGCUUUCCGAGGGCGCAUUAUAAGAAACACAAGUUGUUAGCGCGAGUUGUAGAGAGACAGAAACCUCAGACUGCGGGAGCGCAACAAGGAUCAGAGGAGAGAGAGAACCAAGAGGGACAGAGCUAGUGAAUGGCCCCGCCUUUCUUGGCGAUCACGAUGCCUCUGGGAUUUGUCCACGUCGGACCAAUGAACGUGACGAUGUGCCUGGCAUGAAUACGCGGGGUGCACGUUCAGUAAAGGAGAGUGAGCCAACCUCGGUAUAGAAUAAAUGACGAGUUCUACUGGCAGAGUGGGAGUAAUGGAGAGCUGAUGGGUUGUGGGGUAAGAGGAGCAAGGGGCGUAAUUUUACAAACUCGAAGUAGGGAACAGACAGAGCGAGUCGACAGUGCUGGCAAUGCUCACGGUAACAACACUACGUAAUAUUUAGUCGCGUGUUAUUAUAUAUUUAUAUGUUAUCUUAACCAAAAUUCCGGGAAAAUCGAAUUUUAAAAAUAGUAGUUAUCAAAGUAUCAGUGAGUUUGAAUUUACUGUAGACUGUUAAAGUUUUUAUGGUUAAAAGUGUUGUGUCAACAAUGAUGUUAAUUCAUUGGCGUGAUUUAAAACGUGUCUAGGUGUGACUGCGCAAUCGCCAUCUGCAUUAAAUUUUUCCAUCUAAUAAUUAACGGAGAGAAAGAAUUAUAUAUAAGGACUGUAAUUAGAUGAUGAUAAACACCCUCGAGAUGCAGCAACAGAAUGUUCAGCAGCAACAGCUCCAGCAGCAGCAGAAUCAGCAGCCACAGCAGACUGGUCAGCAACAGACAACACAGUCACAGCAGCAGCAGCCGCAACAGCAGCAGAGUCAACAAGACAACCAUGGACAGCAAGUGACCCAGCAGAUUCAACCGCAGCAACAAAUACAACAGGUAUCUGUUCAGCAGCAGCAACAACCGCAAAACCAGCAGCAAGGAAAUGCUCAGCACAAUGUCACUCAGGUUCAAGUCCAGUCCCAAGUUGCCGCGAGUAUGCCGCAGCAGCUUCAGGGGGCGGUGGCGGUGUCAAUGCAGCAGCAUCAGCAGCAGCCGGGUGUAUCGAUGGCGCUGGCGGGUCAGCAGGGUGCAACGACGAUCACCACGAUGGCCGCGCAUCCUCAAGCUGUCCAAGUCAUCCAACAGCCCAUGCAGAGUGGAGCUUAUCAUCUUCAGCAGCUGUACAAUACUCAGGGAACUCCGAUGUUGCUGCCAGGGAACUUGGCCCUUCAUCCAGCGAAUCUCAACCCAUCGUCAAUCCAAGUAAUCACUGCCGGUAAACCUUUUCAAUCAGCUGGUCAGUUGACUCCACAUAUGCUGACAACUGCUUCGACUCAAGGGCAACCUGGUGGCCAUGGAGGUCAGGGAGGUAAGGUUCAGGGUUUUCCAGCAGGUUAUUUACCUGUUCCAACUUCUAACCCCGGUGGUGGUCAGACACUGGUCUUUGGGCAGCUUGGAGUUCUUGGUUCACCUCAACCUCAGCAGUCGCUGCAGCAGCAGCAGCAACAACAGGGAGGAAACAAAGCUGAUCAAGUACAAAAAUACACAACAUGUGCAGCUGGUGGACAAAACGCAGCACGAGGGGGUGGUAUGCAAUUCGCACCAUGGCAAUUCACACCACAAGUUGCUUGGGCUGGUCUACAGCCACCCGGCACAACACUACUUGCCGCGCCAAAUCAGAUUUUUAUCAGAAGCCCUACGCAACCGGAAAUGUACAUACAGAGUCCUCAGCCAAUUCAAGCUCACAAUGCUAUAGCAACGCAGCAGCAGCUACAGGGUGUCCAACAAAUAGCUGCUGCCAGCGGAAAGCCAAGAGUUAUGGACAUACAGCAGCAACCCCAACAACCGGGUAAACAAGGUGGUAGUGGUCAGCGUCCUUUGAGUAUUCUACCAUCAUCACUUCAAGGAGUUCAGGGAGCAAACAUACGACCCGCCAGCUCGGUCUCUACUCAAACAGUCCACGGAGUACAGACUACGGUACAAACACAGAGCGGCAAGGGCAGUGGGAGUGGCGGUAAAGGCCGUGGUAAGCCGGUGGUUCGCACAAGUCCCGGAACAAAUGCCUCACAAGGCACAACAAAAGCCGAUGCAGCCAAUCAAACGAAAUCUAAUGUUCAUCACGCCACAAUGAUAAUGCAACAACAGCCCAAUGCUACAAAUAAUAACGGAAACAGUAACAAAGUACUUAUAACAACGAAUUCACCGGUGGUUACUUCUGCGCAACCACCUGGCUCACCUAUGUCCACUGCUGACAAACAAAACUUUGGGCAACAAAACAAAACAGUAAUGCAAUCACCACAACAGCAACAACAGCAGCAGCAGGCCCAGCAACAAGCCCAGCAGCAGCAACAGGCCCAGCAGCAAGCGCAAGCCCAAGCUCAAGCUCAGGCCCAGGCCCAGGCGACGAUGCAGCCCCAGUACCAGCAGAUGUUCAUGCAACAGAUGCAGCAGUUGCAGCAGCACCAGCAACAACAAUUGCAGCAGCAGUUCCAGCAGCAGCAACAACAACAACAGCAACAGCAACAACAACAGCAGCAACAGCAGCAGCAGCAACAACAACAGCAACAACAACAACAGCAGCAGCAAGCCCAAUCCACCCAGCAACAGAUACAACCGAAGCCACUGAUGGGUAUGUCACCUCAACGUUUUUCCUACCCUCGUUUCAUGAACGGUGGCAUUAACUUAGGCAUGUGGUGUCCAGGCAUGGCUAUCCAGCCAUCCCAGCAACCGCCUGGCGUCGUUCUUGGUACCGAAAGACCCAUCAUGCCGGUAGUGUCAAUGGGUGGAGUUGGGGUUGGAGUUGCAACCACAUUACAAAUGGGCCAGGUACAGCAGCCUUCUAUGCCUGCAGUACAGCAGCUUCCUAUGCCCGCCCUUAAUCCAGCAAUAAUUGGCAACCAGAUGGUUGGAGGCACGCCGCAGGUUCAGGCGAUGCCCAUUCUUACUCAGCCAAGUGAAGUUCCCGCUCCGCCUCAGGACAGCGCUACGACUCCUAUGGUAGUCGCCGCUGAUCGCAAUCAGAGCGCGGAUUGCCCGGUGGUGCUGCAGCCUUGCGCUACUCCCAGCGCCACUGAGGAAGCAAGACAGACUCCCAAGAAAGACGACGAGGCUAAAGAACCAGCAACUAGUCAAGACGUCGAAGUCAAACCAACGGCUAAAGAAGAAAACUCGACCGCUAAAGCUGAUGAUAAACUUUCCAAUAAUCCGCUAGUUAAUUUAGCGAACGCGGUAAAUUCAAUAACCAACGGAAUUGCUGAUGAACCAGCGAACGCGGUGACGACUCCGACAUCCAGCGGCAAACAAGCUUUGCCUAAGGCUCUUGUCAAACCUCAAGUUCUCACCCACGUCAUCGAAGGUUUUGUCAUCCAAGAAGCUUCUGAGCCGUUCGCCGUAAAUCGCUCGACGCUCAACGGAUCAGUCACCCAAGACUCGACAAUUUUGAAUAGAAAUAACAACAACAUAAACGAAAAAGAUGCCCAUGAAGAACCUCCAAGUAAGAAAAGAAAAAAACACUCGGCUAAUUAUUCAAAUGAAAAUGAAGCGACAACUAAAUGCGAGGCCUGUGGCAAUGUCUUUGAUGAACACACGACUAAAUUCAAAAAGGACAAACGUUUCUGUUCAUCAAUCUGUGCAAAAAGCAAAAAGCGGGAAACACGUGACCGCGAGGCUGCAGAUAAACAGUGGACGGAUAUGGAUGUUGAUACCAAGAAAAAUGAUGAUGGAGCCAAGAAAAAUAUUGAAGAAAAAUCUGUUACGCCUAUUGAAGAUCUUACGCCUAAAAUAAAUCCUAUUAAAUGGACGGUAAAUGAAGUCUGCGACUUUAUUCGAAAUCUUCCCGGUUGUUCAGAUUACGCUGAAGAUUUUGCGAUUCAAGAAAUCGACGGUCAAGCUCUGAUGCUACUGAAAGAAGACCAUCUGAUGUCUGCGAUGAGUAUAAAACUCGGACCAGCAUUAAAAAUAGUUGCUAAAAUAGAUUCUAUGAGAAUUGAUAACAGUGUCAGCACAUCCCCCACGUCUAACAGCUCAUAAAUAUCCGCUCCGUCCCGGACUUUAUUUAUUAAGUUAUCACUAACUAUAACUAACGAUUAAACGAAAUUAGAGUAACUACUGUGUUCUGUUAAAUAAUUGAAUUUGACUAUUCAAUUAUUGACUCGUUAACAAAUAUCCUGUACAAACCGAUAAGCGUAAGAUUAAUAUCGAGACAAGACAUUUAUAGUAUACGGUACUCAUGUCCGAUAAAAAUAUAUACAUGAUACAUUAACAUAUAAAUAUAAAUACUUAUUAAGCUGUAAAUACAGUAGUUUAAUUGUCUAAUUACUUAAGACUCAUGAACAAACAAUAAAUUAUUUACGCAAUUGUU